UUGUAGGUUGAAGAUCACUCCUUUUGUCGUUCAUCGUGUUCCUGCAUACAGGUCGGUGUCGGAAAGGGACUUCUCGACCCGAUCCCUUCGAUGCUUAAGCUAGCAAGAGUUGGAGAUGGGAGAGUUGGAACGUGCGUGUGUGCCAGGUCCUCCCCCAGCAUUGUUCCUGAGGGUAGCUUUUAUACUUGUUCCUGCGUGCGAUUGUAGCAGCCUUAAUGAUCCUUGGUCGUCAUCGUACGCGGGUAUUUAAUACCCGCUGACGUCGCGGGUGGUUGGCCCGUAUGUGGGGUGCAGGCGCCGUCUGGUCUACUCAAUGUAGUCUCGUUCGGUGCUGCUUCCUGCCUUUUGUGUGGCCCGGUACAUGGUCGCGUCACCCCAUAUAGCCUGGAGCGAAGUGGGUGCAAAGGGAUGGCAUCAAGUGACUGACUAGCCUCGGGCUCAUGAUGUUGAGUAGGCUCUGCCCGACACAUUGGCUUAGGGACAUCAUGCUAAGUCUUCAUAUCGUGGUUGAAAUAUGCUAUAUCAUUCUCUCCCCCCUAAAGGAGUUAUGCCACAGGAGAAUCGUGGGGCACGAGUUGGGGCUUCUGUGGGUCGAGUCCUCAGUCCCAUUGACUGGGUGGAUUACCUCGUCGCAAGUUUGGUCUUCGGCAAGGAUUGGCUGAGGCAUGGUCAGGUGGGCCGAGCAAGGUGUGCUCGAUAGGGAUGGCUGAUACAGGGUUGGCGAAGGCUAGCUGGGGCGUGGUUUUUUUGUGAUCAACUAUUUGCAAGGCGGAUGGUGUCCCUUCGUUGGGGUGUCUGCUUGUUUUGAUUUGGGGCGGUGGAUCGUUUGAUGUAGGAUUGGUUUGAUUGCUCUUGAGCGGGAUAAUGUAUUUGUUGGGGAGUUGGGUUCGAUCGCGUUGAAGCGAAUGAAUGGUCCUGUUGGGAAGUUCGGCUCGACCACAUUGAAGCAGGAGAAUGCACCUGCCGUGAGGUCUAUUCAACCGCGUGGAAGCGGGAGAAUGCACCUGCCAUAAGGUUUGUUCGAUCAAGUGGUAGCGGGAGAAUGCACCUGUCGUGGGGUUUGGCUUGCUCGUGUUUGAAGCGGAAGAAGGGACCUGCUACGAGGUUUGCUUGAUCGCGUUGAGGCGAUGGACUGACCGAGGCGUAGUCGGCAAGGGCUGGUUGAAAUUUAGUCGGCAAGGGUUGGUCGAAACUUAGUUGCAAGGGCUGGCCGAAACUUAGUCGGCGAGUGCUGGUCGAAACUUAGUCGGCAAGAGUUAGCCGAGGCUUAGUCGACGAGGGCUGGUCGAGACUUAGUCGGCAAGAGCUAGUCUAGGCUUAGUCAGCGAGGACUGGUUGAGGCUCAGUCGGUGAGGACUGGUCAAGGCUCAAUCGGCGAGGAUUGGCUGAGACUUAGUCGACAAGGACUGGUCGAGGCUUAGUCGGCGAGGGCUGAUCGAGACUUAGUUAGCAAGGAUUGGUCGAGGCUUAGUCAGCUAGGAUUGGUCGAGACUGGUCGAGACUUAGUUGGCCGAGACUGGUCGAGACUUAGUCGGCUGGGACUGGCCGAGGCUUAGUCGGCAAGGAUUGGCUGAGUCGAGUUGGGAAGGCAUCUGUAUACGGGAAGCUUCAUCUUCAUGCGGGAAGUUAAAUCUGUGGCAGCUGCUGGCGCGCCCUGACUCUUUUUGACGUGGCAUCUUCGUCCUCAUGAUGAGAUGCUGCGUCGUUGCCCGUUGAGAGGCCAGUUCUGUGGGCAUAAUGUUUGAAUAGUCGCGUCGAUUCGUGGGUCCGCGUCUGUUUUUAUAAGCUUUGGCUGUAGAGCUUAGCGGACUUUGUCUUUGAUUUGGUUUCUCCCAUCUGGCGCUUGGGAUGCUCUUGGGUCCUUCUGGUACUUUUUGUCUCAAUUUUCUCCAUUGCUCGGCUGUUCCAUCUAGUCUAGUCCCAGGAUAUCUUCUUCCUCAAACUAGACGGUGACCUCUCCCAUGGGGAUGCCUUCUUCUGAUGAUAACCUUCCUAUUGCCUUUCGUCGGACCUCCAAGCGUCGGCGGGGGGCGAAGAAGUCAGCCACUUCCUUGCGAAACGUGGUCGACGUGAGCUCCUCUUCGGGGAGCCAACCCUUCAAUGCUCCUUCAAUCUCUCAGGACUUCGGGGAGACCCAUGAUUGCGGUUUCGUGGUAACCUCUUGACAAUUGGAGGAGACCCAUGAUUGCGGUUCUAUGGUAACCUCCCGGCAACUGGAGGAGCUAUAGGACCGCUUCCAGGUCCCACCAGAGAUUAUCCUCGCUGUGCCCAGGUCCAUCAAUUCUGCCGGGGGUUUUGCCUCUCCUUGGAUGCUUUAGAGGCGGGCUCGCGUCUCCCCCUUUCUCCCAUGGUGGUUGCCUGCUUGGGGUAUUGGUGGUUGCCUGCUUGGGGUAUUGGUGGAUUUCGCGGUCUCAGAUGGCGCCCAACUCUUAUCGUUUCGUGAGGGCUUUCCUCAGGGCAUGUGAUCGCACGGGGAUGGCGUUGUUUUGCGAGCUGCUCUGCUCGUGCUUUCGGUUGAGCCGAGGAUCGAGUAGCUACUACCUGUCUCAUAGUGCGGGAUUCAUAAUCAGCGGGGCGAACUCUUGUGCAAAGGGGUGGAGGGGUCAAUACUUCGUUGUCGAUGGUGAUGGCGACUGGGGCUUCCUUGUAGCGUGGGGGGCGCAUAUCGUUGAUAAUGCACUGCCCUCCCUAUCUGUGGUGGAGGCCAAGAGUCUGGAGAAAAUACGAGAGCUUUUUGCCUCAGGGGCCAUAGAGCGAUAGGAGGUUGUUUGAUGGAGGUCGCCUCUUCACCGGCUUCAUCUGGUAUGGCUAUUCCUUUUGUUCUUCCACCGCUGCAUCUUUUCGAUGUGCUUCCGACAUUAACAUGGUAUUCUCCGAGCAAGGGUGGACCUCCGGGUGAUGAAGAGAUCGUGCCUUUUGACUCCUACCUCCGGACUCGGCGAGGGGAUGUCAGCGGGCAAGCGGCCAGCAUGGGCUCGAGGUUCCCCCCACGACCCCUCCAUCAAAGCCUCCGGGGGUCCUCCUAGAGCAAAGCCGAAUCCUUUGGUUAAAAUUCCACUUUCUCUAGCGUCCUCUGCUAGGGAUCUUGAUCCCGCGGUUGUACGGGAUCGCGAUCCCGUGGUUAGGGCUUUCUUGAGGCCCUUGUCUGAUCUGGCCCCUGAGCCUCCGGAAGAAAUUGUUGCUAGGCCGGCGCCGUCCUCGUUUCUGGUUGUUGAUGUUGCAACGUUUGGGAUCAUGGCUCCAAGCCUGGCAUUGGCUGGGCUAGUGUAUCGUUGCUCGACGGAGGGGUUGGCGGAUCUUUGCUUCCGCCAUGAAGUCCUGUCGUCGACCCCUUACGGGACGCAGGGGUGCUGAUCAGCCAGUUCUCAUGAGCCAACGUUGCAUUGCGAGCCUAGUCAGAGCGGGCGAAAGAGGAGAAGAUGACUGUGAAUAUUUGAGUCGUAGAGCUAUCAUUGCUAAAAAAAUGAUCUGAGUAGUUAAAAAAUGAAUAUAGA
This is a messenger RNA of Musa acuminata subsp. malaccensis (wild Malaysian banana), 3494 nucleotides long. Lineage: Eukaryota; Viridiplantae; Streptophyta; Magnoliopsida; Zingiberales; Musaceae. The record is from RefSeq and is a predicted model, not a curated record.